Puma concolor (puma) is the source of this 1029-nucleotide messenger RNA. The record is from RefSeq and is a predicted model, not a curated record. NCBI's taxonomy places the organism in Eukaryota, Metazoa, Chordata, Mammalia, Carnivora, Felidae.
AUGACUCCAGUCAACAGGAAUAGUGAGCACACAGACCCCCAGGCCAGAACCAGCCUGGCACAUUCCAGGCAUGGGAAGAAGUGUGGGGAAGCUGGAGUGGGCAAGGAGGAGAGUAUGAUAAGGUGUGCCUCUCAAUCUGCUCCUCUUGAAGGAGUGCUUUGUGUUAGCUUAACUCCCUGCACCACUUGUGUGUACAUGCAGUUUACAGAUUUUCAUGCUGUUCAGAAGAGUGAUGGUAACUCUCAAGCCAAGGUGAAAGAAGGACAAGUCACAUGUGCCAAUUUAACGAAUGGUGGGAAGUCAGAACUUCUAAAAUCAGGAAGCAGCAAAUCCACACUAAAGCACAUAUGGACAGAAAGCAGCAAAGACUUGUCUAUCAGCCGACUUCUGUCACAGACUUUUCGUGGCAAAGAAAAUGAUACAGAUGUAGACCUGCGAUAUGACACCCCAGAACCUUAUUCUGAGCAAGACCUUUGGGACUGGCUGAGGAACUCCACAGACCAACAAGAGCCUCGGCCCAGGGCCAAGCGAAGGCCCAUUGUUAAGACGGGCAAGUUUAAGAAAAUGUUUGGAUGGGGUGAUUUUCAUUCCAACAUCAAAACAGUGAAGCUAAACCUGUUGAUAACUGGGAAAAUUGUAGAUCACGGCAAUGGGACAUUUAGUGUUUAUUUCAGGCAUAACUCCACUGGUCAAGGGAAUGUAUCUGUCAGCUUGGUGCCCCCUACAAAAAUAGUGGAAUUCGACUUGGCACAACAAACCGUGAUUGAUGCCAAAGAUUCCAAGUCCUUUAACUGUCGCAUUGAAUAUGAGAAGGUUGACAAGGCUACCAAGAACACACUCUGCAACUAUGAUCCUUCAAAAACCUGUUACCAGGAGCAGACCCAAAGUCAUGUAUCCUGGCUCUGCUCCAAGCCCUUCAAGGUGAUCUGUAUUUACAUUUCCUUUUAUAGUACAGAUUAUAAACUAGUACAGAAAGUGUGCCCCGACUACAACUACCACAGUGACACACCUUACUUCCCCUCCGGAUGA